AUGCUUCGACCCUGGCUACACCAAUGUCCCUGGGCUCUCCGCUCUUUCACCUGUCCCCAAUGUCGGCCCUAUACCUCUCCGCCACGUCUCUUACCCUGGAAUGCCAUCUCAGCAUCCUCCUCUCCUCAUAUUAGGCACCUACAAACAUCGGCGAUAGACUCAGAGGAUCGUGUUCCCCUCCGGAAGCAGCUCAAACAAGGCGCAAAGGCUUUGAAGGCUCACAAGCGUCAACGGAGGGAGAGCGAAGAAGCAUCCCGAGAGAAAUGGGAAUUGACCGUGGGGAUCGAAAUCCACGCGCAGCUGAAUAGUGCCACGAAGCUAUUCUCGAGAGCCUCGACGUCAUCCACCGAUCUACCCAAUUCAAACGUCGCUCUCUUUGACCUGGCCUUCCCAGGCAGUCAGCCGCAAUUCCAAAUCCCGACUCUUCUUCCCGCCCUGCGUGCUGCACUGGCUCUGAACUGUGAGGUCCAGCCAGUCAGCCAAUUUGACCGAAAACAUUAUUUCUACCAGGAUCAACCGGCUGGGUAUCAGAUUACUCAAUACUACAAACCCUUUGCGAAAGAUGGCUACGUUGACCUCUUCCGCCAUGACGGCAUUGCUGCGGAAGAUGGCGACCACGUUCGCAUCGGCAUCAAACAAGUCCAGCUCGAACAAGACACGGCCAAAUCCCAGGAAUACCCUCCCUCGACCCAGCUGCUCGACUUCAAUCGUGUCUCCCACCCGCUCGUUGAGAUCAUUACCAUGCCUCAGAUCCACACCCCUGCGACAGCCGCCGCCUGCGUCCGGAAGAUCCAGGCAAUCCUCCAGUCGUGCAGUGCCGUGACAACCGGGAUGGAAUUGGGAGGUCUGCGGGCCGAUGUCAACGUGUCCAUCCGUGCUCGGAGGGAAGCCGCGGGAACUCAUCAAUACGGAGGGAUCGGCGGCCUAGGUCAGCACACGGAGAUCAAGAACCUUAGCAGCUUCAAGGCCGUUGAGGAUGCUAUCAUCGCAGAAAAGAAUCGCCAGAUUUCAGUGCUCGAGAGUGGCGGGGUUGUGCAAGGUGAAACGCGAGGGUGGGCGAUUGGAAGUACCGAGACGCGCAAACUCCGAGGCAAAGAGGGCGAGGUGGACUACCGAUACAUGCCAGACCCUGACAUACCGCCGCUCAUCAUCGGCGAUGACCUCGUGGCUGAGCUGAAGAAGACAAUGCCCGCAUCCUCGGACGAGUUAAUCGAUGUACUGACGGGCCCCGAAUAUGGACUGCCCAUAGAAGAUGCCAAGCCAUUGAUCGAGCUGGAAGAUGGGUCCCGCCUGGAGUACUAUCAAGACGUCAUGGACAUCCUGCGCUGUUUACAGCGGGAUCAGGACCCCAAGUCCCUGAAAACCCUUGGACGCGUGGCGGGCAACUGGGUUCUGCACGAGCUGGGGGGCCUUUUAACCAAGGCGGACCUGGCUUGGGAUGCGCAACGGGUACCGGCCCAGUCGCUGGCCGAGAUCAUCGACCAGCUGCAGCGGAAACAGAUCACCAGUCCUACGGCCAAACAGGUGUUGGCCAGCGUGUUUGACGGAGACCUACGGCCGAUCCCACAGCUUCUGGAAGAGGAGAAUCUACUGCUGCGCCCUCUUUCUCGGGAGGAGUACAUUGCUCUGGCAGAGUCGGCAAUGGGCCAGAACCCGCAGAUGGUCGAACAAAUCCGCAGCAAGAACCAGCUGGGGAAGCUGGGAUGGUUCGUGGGACAGAUGAUGCGCAUGGGAGAGAAGGGUCGAGUGGAAGCCCCCAAGGCUGAUGGGAUCCUGCGCGAGCUCAUCCUUGGGGAAUCGCAAGGCCGAUGA
Aspergillus tanneri is the source of this 1812-nucleotide messenger RNA. RefSeq names its product glutamyl-tRNA(Gln) amidotransferase subunit PET112. NCBI's taxonomy places the organism in Eukaryota, Fungi, Ascomycota, Eurotiomycetes, Eurotiales, Aspergillaceae. Gene Ontology annotation, molecular function: glutaminyl-tRNA synthase (glutamine-hydrolyzing) activity. The transcript is spliced from 4 exons. Gene Ontology annotation, biological process: mitochondrial translation; glutaminyl-tRNAGln biosynthesis via transamidation. Bases 1 to 1812 code for a protein of 603 amino acids. The record is from RefSeq and is a predicted model, not a curated record.